Arachis ipaensis is the source of this 981-nucleotide messenger RNA. NCBI's taxonomy places the organism in Eukaryota, Viridiplantae, Streptophyta, Magnoliopsida, Fabales, Fabaceae. The record is from RefSeq and is a predicted model, not a curated record.
AUGGACAGCAACAAAGAGCCAACAGAAAAAGGGGAAGCCAGCAACAAGGAUGUGAUAACAGGCAAGCAAGCUCAAGAAAAGGAAGACCAACCACAAAUCUCAAAAAAAGGGAAGGAAGCAAUGGAAGAACCAACCAAGGAUCACAAGCAGGGAGUGAGCUUUACACCUCCACUGCCAUAUCCCCAAAGAUUCAAUAAAGAAACCAAGGAUCAACACUUCUAUAAAUUUCUUGAGGUUUUCAAGAGGCUGGAGAUAAACAUCCCUUUGGCUGAGGCAUUAGAUCAAAUGCCUCUAUAUGUGAAAUUCCUGAAAGAUCUCAUCAAUAAGAAGAGAAGUUGGCAUGAGAAAGAAACUAUAUUGCUCACUGAAGAAGGCAAGGCAUUAAUUCAAAAAGGGCUUCCACCCAAACUUGAAGAUCCUGGAAGUUUCUUUCUGCCUUGUACCAUUGGAAGAUUGAGCAUCAACAAGGCAAUGUGUGAUUUAGGGGCAAACUUUGUGGUCUUAGACUCAGAUAAGGAUGAAGGUGAUUCCAUUAUACUGGGGAGACCAUUCUUGGCCACUGCUAGGGCCAUUAUAGACGUGGAGCAGGGAGAGCUUACCCUCAGAAUGCAUGAUGAAAGCAUCACCUUGAAUGUCUUUCCAGGGACACAGUUCAGAGAUGAAAAGAAAAACUGCAUAGAAAUUGACAAAGAGGACUUGCAGUGGAAGGAAGGAACUAGCAAGGAAAUCACUGAUUAUUUUCCAAGGCAAGAAAUAAACAACAUAGUAAGGCAAAAGGAGAAUGAGACUGUGCAAGGCGAAGAGGGAAAUCAAGAAGAAAUUGAAGUGUUAACCACUGAGAAGAAAAACCCCAAGGUGAAGCCUAUUGUCAAGGAAGAAGGAUCAACAAAAAGAAGAAAGAAAAGCAAGAAAAAGACUCAAAAGGGAUGGGAGAACAAGAAGAUCCCUACUGAGGGAUUUUCCAAGGGUGAUGAAGUAUAG